UCGAGGGCAGGUGGCUGUGGUGCUGGUGGCAUUUUGUAGUUGGCUGUGACAGAGUGUGUGCAUCUGAUUACCUGCUGGAAAUACUUUGAAGUAUCAACAAUGACCUUGAUGUUAACAUUAUUUCUUUGCGGAGUAGUUGCCUGUUGGGCUAACUCUACUGGUGAUUCCAUAUCCAGGUUACUCCUCGUGUCCUUUGAUGGCUUCAGGGCUGAUUACUUGGAAACCUAUCAACUUCCUCAUCUUCAGGCAUUCAUUGAGGAUGGUGUGCUUGUAAAACACGUUACAAAUUCUUUUAUCACCAAGACUUUCCCAAACCAUUACACCAUAGUGACGGGUUUACAUGAAGAAAGCCAUGGCAUCGUGGCUAAUGACAUGUAUGAUGCAGAUGCCAAGAAAAAGUUCUCACAGUUCAAUGAUUCAGAUCCCUUCUGGUGGAAUGAGGCAGUUCCCAUUUGGGUAACAAAUCAACAGCAGGGAAAUGGAACAAGUGCUGCUGCAAUGUGGCCCGGUACCGAUGUAAAAAUUAACAAUAUGACCCCGGAAUUCUUUAUGAAGUAUAACUUUUCAGUAUCGUUUGAGGAGCGAGUGGAGAAGAUCGUUGCGUGGCUGAACAGCUCUGAUCCAGUAGUCAGUUUUGCUACGUUAUACUGGGAAGAACCAGAUGCAAGUGGGCACAAGUAUGGACCACAUGACACUACGAACAUGCGCAGAGUAUUAGAAGAAGUGGAUAAUCAUAUUGGUUUCCUUACUAAUAAAUUGAAGGCAUUAGGUUUGUGGGACACUAUUAACAUCAUCAUAACAAGUGAUCAUGGAAUGGCCUCCUGUUCUGAAAAGAAGCUGAUUAUCCUGGAUGGCUGCAUUGGUCGCAAUAACUAUACUCUGAUAGACAAGACUCCAGUUGCUGCUGUGCUGCCAAGGCAGAACAAAAGAGAUGUGUAUAACUUACUGAAAAAAUGCAGCAAUCACAUGAAAGUAUAUCUGAAAGAAGAAAUUCCAGACAGAUUUCAUUAUCGUCAUAAUAAGAGAAUUCAGCCCAUCAUUCUGGUUGCAGACGAAGGCUGGACAAUUGUACAAAACGAAUCACUUCCAAAAUUAGGUGACCAUGGCUAUGACAACACUCUCCCAAGCAUGCAUCCGUUCCUGGCUGCUCGUGGGCCUGCUUUUCACCGGGGUUACAAGCACAGCACGAUAAACAACGUCGAUAUUUACCCCAUGAUGUGCCACAUCCUGGGACUGACACCACGGCCGCACAAUGGCACUUUCAGUAACACCAAGUGCUUGCUCGCUGACCAGUGGUGCAUAAAUCUUCCGGAAGCUAUUGGGAUAGUUAUUGGGGCUUUUAUGGUCCUGACUACUUUCACCUGCAUUAUAGUAAUAACAAAGAACAGAGUAGCUCCCCCACGGCCUUUUUCCCGACUUCAGUUACAAUAUGACGAUGACGAUCCUUUAAUUGGAUAG
Molecule: messenger RNA, 1458 nt
Organism: Pterocles gutturalis (yellow-throated sandgrouse)
Lineage: Eukaryota; Metazoa; Chordata; Aves; Pterocliformes; Pteroclidae
Gene: ENPP4
Product: ectonucleotide pyrophosphatase/phosphodiesterase 4 (putative)
Exons: 4
Coding region: 100-1458 (452 amino acids)
Source: RefSeq, a predicted model, not a curated record